Messenger RNA from Closterium sp. NIES-67, 1536 nucleotides. NCBI's taxonomy places the organism in Eukaryota, Viridiplantae, Streptophyta, Zygnematophyceae, Desmidiales, Closteriaceae. The record is from the annotation of a GenBank genome assembly.
CCUCAUCAACCUCUUAGAUUCGUGAUUCGUACUGGAUCUCCAGCGUAGGGUAGGUUAGGUCUCUUAGUAGUUUCUGAGCCAUCUAUUCGAGUCCGUACCACUUUCGGUUCUUCUUGUCGCAAAGUUACGCGAAGAUGUCGGCUCUGGCUUUCUUGGAUGCGCAGCAGGCUGCUCGGCCAGACCUUGCAGUCUGGUUCGCAGACAUGGGGGAUCUGUACCAGAAAAAGCUAUGGCAUCAGCUGACAAUCAAGUUGGAGCAAUUUUUGGCACUUGCCGUGCUGCAGGCUGGAGAUAUCAUGAUCCAGCUGUAUCAGAACUUCAUUUCGGACUUCGAGACAAAGAUAAACCUUCUGAAGCUUGCUCACUUCUCGGUCAUAAUCUCCCGUCAAUACACUGACAAAUCCGAGGCGAUAGCUUUUCUGGAGGGGAUUAUUGAGAAGCUGAGGGGAACUAAAAGUACGAGGAUAGAGGAGCCAGUGGUUUAUGUCAAGAUGCAGAUCGCUGCUUUGAAGCUGCAAUCGGGGGAUCGGAAGGAGUGCAAGGCCCUUCUGGACGAGGGUAGGGCAAUCCUUGAUAGCAUGGCGGAUCUCGACCCCUCAGUUCACGCCAGCGUUCAUUGGGUUAGCUCUCAGUAUUACAAAUCGAAGCAGGAUUUUGCUGAAUUUUACAAGAGCGCUCUUCUCUAUCUGGCCUACACGUCUGUCGACACCCUCACUGACCCCUUCAAGCUGGAUUUGGCUGUCGAUCUGUCUUUGGCGGCGUUGCUUGGAGAGAACAUCUACAACUUCGGCGAGCUCUUGGCGCAUCCAAUCGUCAAGGCCUUGGAGGGUAGCCAGUUUCAAUGGCUGUAUCACAUUCUCGUCGCCUUUGAGCAUGGUGACUUGCACAAGUAUGAUGAGCUGUGCUCCCUGUAUGCUGCUCACCUCAACGCUCAGCCAGCUCUGGUGGAGAAUGAGAGACGUUUGAGGGAGAAAAUUACAAUCCUGUGCCUAAUGGAGCUGAUUUUCAGCCGGCCAUCUGAUGACCGCACAAUUCCGCUGACAACAAUUGCUGAGAAGACCAAGCUUCCCCUGGAUGGCGUGGAACAUCUAUUGAUGAAGACCCUCUCGGUGCACUUGAUUGAGGGUGUCAUUGACCAAGUGGAAGGACAUGUGCGGGUUUCUUGGGUUCAACCUCGGGUUCUCAAUCUUCAACAAGUUGCUGGUCUGCGGGAUCGACUCGACAUUUGGCUCAGCCGGGUGCAUUCUACCUUGCUGGCGGUUGAAGCAGAAACCCCAGAGCUUCUAGCAAGUUGAUACCGGUAGAUAUGAACUAAUAAUACAUCUGCGUCGCUGCUGCUCGCUCCGCUGAUGCCCCAUUUCCCGACCUGAUUCCCCUAGUCUAGGUGUGAUGCUGUGGGUAUUAUUGAUGACAUACUGGCUCUUUUCAGAUGAACAUUUUAUCACCCUUUGGUUCCCUGAAAAUUCUGCUGGCUCCAUUCCCGACCCAACAUUCUCCAGUAUCCCAGUAUAGUAAGCAUUGCCUCCAACACCAGGU